AAUCCAAUUAAAAAGUCAUAGACAAUCAACUUGAGUGUAGAAGAGCAAAUCCGGAUAAGGAUGAUGGUUGAUAUGUUGCCACAUCUCAUACUUCACAGGCCGUGAUUGGCCCCAGUUGCCUGUCGUGAUGGGAACUUGUCGAUCUUUCAUCGGCUUUCUCUAAGUGCUCUCCUGAAUACUCCUACUAUUACAGUAACCUCCCAAUUCGCCUCCAUUUAAACUACAGUCGUUCAAGCGACCUGUACAAGCAAAUUGAUUCAACCUUAGCCACUCUCUAAACCAAUUCCCACCAUGCAUUUCUCCACCACCCUUGCCCUGACCUGCCUGGCCUCCGUCGCCAUGGCCCUGGACAAGCCGCUCGACAUCAAGAUCACCAACGCCGGCGAAUGCACCCGCAAGACCGUCGCCGGCGAUAAGAUCCAGGUCCACUAUCGCGGAAGCCUCGAGGACGGCACCGAGUUCGACGCGAGCUACAAUCGCGGGCAACCGCUGGGCUUCGCCGUCGGGACAGGCCAGGUCAUCAAGGGGUGGGACCAAGGAUUGUUCGAUAUGUGCCCCGGCGACAAGCGGACGCUGACGGUCCAGCCGGAAUGGGCUUAUGGCGACAGAGAUUUGGGUGUCAUUCCUCCGAAUAGCGUUUUGAUCUUCGAAACGGAAUUGGUCGAAAUUGAGGGCGUCGAGAAGGAGACGGUUGAGAAGGUCGAGGAGAAGGAGGAGAAGGAAGAGUUGUAAUUGAACAGCCCUCGGAUCUAUUGAAAGUACCUGUACAGCGAGCAACAUGAAUCGUCACUGUGCUGCUCCUUUAUAGCAGAACAUUCGAGCUUCCGGCCCACAUACACAAGCACAUUCCUCGGGACCCGCUGCUCUCUACACCAACUUUUGAAGUCAGAUGCGAACCAUUGCCGUGAUCGGACUUUAUUAAAACAGUACGAGAUCCAAUUCAAUUCCCCAGCAUGUCCAAGACGCCGACCCUUCCACGGACACCUCCCGCGAACCAGACUUUACGAGCAGGCACUCGACUAAUCUUGAUUCUGCGCAUACUUCUCCAAGUUCCCCACCGCGUUGUCCAAUUCACGUAUCCGCUGGCCUAUCCGCCGUUUGAUCUCCUCACCUAGUUCCGUAUCCGGCCC
Eremomyces bilateralis CBS 781.70 is the source of this 1130-nucleotide messenger RNA. RefSeq lists its product as uncharacterized. Lineage: Eukaryota; Fungi; Ascomycota; Dothideomycetes; Eremomycetales; Eremomycetaceae. The record is from RefSeq and is a predicted model, not a curated record. Bases 292 to 732 code for a protein of 146 amino acids. The transcript is spliced from 3 exons. Gene Ontology annotation, molecular function: peptidyl-prolyl cis-trans isomerase activity. Gene Ontology annotation, biological process: protein peptidyl-prolyl isomerization.